AUGGCAGGGAUGGAUAGCAAAGGCAACAGCAAGAGCAGGAAUUUCCCCUCUCCUCUCUUUCCCACACAUGCUCUCUCUUACCCCUGGCGCCUUUCCCAUGCACCAAACCAUGACAGCAUGGCAGGGGUGGCAGAGGCGACAGAAGCAGGGCGGGAGGUGGGAGUGUGUGUGAUUCCCGGGGUGGAGGUCAGUGCUUACUACGACUGCCACGCACCUAAAAUAACAGGAGGGGGCGCUGCUGCAAACGGGAGUGGAGGAGAUGGGAUGGAAGAAGAGGAGGGAGGGGUAGAGAGUUGUAGAGACGAGGGGGGAGGGAUCGAGAGGGGAGGAGAAGUGAGGAGGAGGGAUGGUGAAGCGGAGGGGGUGAGGGAGGGGAGGGGUGGUCAAGGGGUGCAUGUGCUGGGGUACUUUCCUCCCUUGGGGAUGCGAGAGAGGAAAGGGAGGAAAGGGUGGCAGAGUGUGCGGAGGGGGGGGGAGGGGGAUGGAUGUGGAAGGGAGGAGCGGAGAGAAGGGGAGGAGGAAGGAGAGGAUGGGGAGGAGGGAGAGGAGGGAGGUGAGGGGGAGGGGAAGAAGCAACGAGUCAGUGAUGAUGUGAAUGGAGCAGAGGACGGGGAGGAGCGAGAAGCUAAGUUAGCAUGUCAAGAGGGUACAGAGGGCGCAGCAGAAGGCGCAGCAGAAGGAGCAGGGAGUGUGGUUGGGAGUGCAGGAGGGAAUACGGCAGGUGGGGAGAGCAGUGCAGGAGGGGAGAUCAAGGCAGGAAAUGGACUUGAAAAGCUGGUGGGGGUGUUGGAGGGGAUCAGGGAGGGGCGGCACAGGCGGGCGGCAGGCAUGGUGCAGCGGCUGCAGCAGCUGGGCGUGGCUGUGACUAUGGCGGAUGUGAUUAAGCAACUGGACGAUCCUAAGACAGCACCAGGCAGGGUGCACGUGGCGAGGGCGCUGGUGGCAGUGGGGAAGGAGAGCAGUGAGGGCACCAGCACAUGUAGCGUCCUCUCGAACUUCCCUCGUUCCCUGUCCACACUCCCUCACCAGCAACUGGACGAUCCCAAGACAGCACCAGGCAGGGUGCACGUGGCGAGGGCGCUGGUGGCAGUGCGGGCAGUGGGGGACAUGGAGGAGGCGUUUCAGAAGUACAUUGGGGACCAUGGGCCGGCUUAUGUGAGGUGA
Closterium sp. Yama58-4 is the source of this 1164-nucleotide messenger RNA. The record is from the annotation of a GenBank genome assembly. NCBI's taxonomy places the organism in Eukaryota, Viridiplantae, Streptophyta, Zygnematophyceae, Desmidiales, Closteriaceae.